UUGGUUUAGGUUGUUUUCAUUCCAGUUACUGUAUACAUUGUAUAUAAUGUUAUGACUGAUUGGCGGUUUUCCAGCCAUGGCUACCAAGUGCAGGAGCCUGGAAUAUCGACCCGCUCGCGUGGCGAGACGCAGAGUUGCCAUUUGCGAGAUUUCAGACGCAGAGUUGCGAGAUUUCAGACGCUCACAGCGAUUGGUUUGUCAAGGUAUCAUGGACGUGACCAGCUCGAGGCUCACAAGGCACUUUUGGAUCCUCGCGACCGUGAUUCUGCUAAUUCAUGUGCAAUCAACAAGGCUGGCUGGCAGCCAGCAAAGCAAUCAAACGAUUUUGUGAGCAGGAUCAGUCUAUCGUUCUCAGCCCAGUGCCACAAUGUUCUUGUCCCAUGUCAUUUGCUUGAGAGCCCUUGCGAUCGCUGGCACUCGUGUGAUAAAACUUAGCAUCAAACGGGAGACGAAGCAACCAACCGCAAGGCCUCACCCUGGCAAAUCUAGAUCCCGUCCAUGAAAACCUGCGAGAAUCUGUGAUGGACAUCGAUGACACUGAGUAAUUCACCUCUCUCAAUGACCGUUUUCGUUCGGAUGUCAGCACGAGAUGGCGCAUAGAAAAGGCGUUUCAGGUGCAAGAUGCAGAACUUGGUCCUUCCUGUCCUCCUUGCAAUUCGGCCAAUUGAACAUACUGUGCCUCGCUUCCCAGGUUUUGCCUUAUAUCAGAACCUGUUCAAGAACUGGCAGCUGGAGUUUGGAUAUGAAGCGCCAUCGGAGCGUCGCAAAAACGUCAUGCGAAGUAUAGUGGUUAAAAGAUAAGUUCGAACCUCCAACCCAUGUUCAUCGAAGCCUCCAUUUACUGAACCACCAACGCAAAUUGUCAUCCCUAAAACUCAGGUCGUCGUACCUCUUCAGGUUUGGUAUGACUGGACCCUUCUGGCCCCAAGGCCCCCAGUCCCACCUUCUAAACGAAGGUACGACUGGAGCCCUGGGGCAUGUUGGCAGUUGGAGUUUACGGAUGUCUUGAUCCUGACCCUCGCUGCGAUCCUGAUCUUUCGUGCCUUCAAGCACGCGUGGGCGGCCAGACCGGGUUUGAAGGAGCAGUGACGCAGCGUCUGACGCGGUGAACACACCGCCUGACGCCGGAGCACAACCCACCGUUUGGCGUGGGUCGUGGCCCGUUUCGCCACGAGGAAAAGGGGCGGUGGAUCGCAACAGAUCUGAGUUCUGUGAGGAAGAUCACAUCGUUUUCUUUUGGCAAUAUUUGGCGAUGGUGUCUUCGGAUGACUCUGAGACAGGAAGUUUCAGAAAUUCUUGCGCAUGCCCCAUGGAUUGAGGGUGAUUGAGGUGAGCAACUGGCUCUAAUGUCCCCUGUCGGUUCCCAAAUGGAUCCAAAUGGGUAUACGGAUGUAUACGGAAGAGAAAUGCCUGUCUAAGACUGGUAGGUUGAUCUCCCAUGACAAAAAUGCACUCUCGAGAUAGAGCAGUGACAUCCCCUCUGAAACGAAACAUCGUUUCUAUUUGAGAACAUCUAGAUAGAGGAGUCCUCCAUGACUCCUGACGCAAUCACACGGUCCGGUCGCCCGCGGACUGUCUCGGUUCCAGUGGACGUUUGAGAUCCGUCGCCAUGUCGUUCUCAUCACGCUUUGCAAGCGUCGUGAAGACCUGGGUGCCCAGGGCACCCAUGGUCCUCGGCCGCCUGCCCGCGAGCGGUGCCCCAGUGGCGCUCCGGCGCUUCAGCGUGCAGGCUGAGACCGAAGGUGCAAGAGUACCCAGGAGUAUGGAGGACACCGUCUCGGAACAGCGACAGGUGCUCUUUCCCAACGCUCAGAAGCUUGAGGAAGCCUGGCAACAGAAGGAUGCCGCAAGGCAAGCAGCCUCAAAGGCUGAGGACUGGUCUCCCAGGCAGUUGCCCUACAAGACCUACGAGAAGGACGGCUCCUUAGACGACAGCGAUGAGGAGGUGGAGGUGGAGGAGGAUGGCUUGGAAGUGGGUGUCGAGGAGGUGGGUUUCAGAUACAAUGGCCCUGAGCCCACCAGCUUUGGAGACUGGGCACAUAAGGGCCGAGUCACGGACUUCUGAGCCGAGAGCAGUUGCGGGUUCUUCGCCCCGGUGAGAAAGGAACAUUGGCAGGAAUGCUCCC
Molecule: messenger RNA, 2126 nt
Organism: Durusdinium trenchii
Lineage: Eukaryota; Dinophyceae; Suessiales; Symbiodiniaceae
Source: the annotation of a GenBank genome assembly